AUGAACACAACACUCCCUCCCCUGGGCCCUCUCCCCUGGGCCCUCUCCCUCUCUCGGCCCGCCGUUGCCCGUGGACGAAAUCGGGCCCCUAGCCAGCCAAUGGGGAGUGUGCUAGUGUCCGCAAGUCCCCAGCAGCGAUUCUCACCACGACGAUACAUAUUUAUGGAUCCGUUCUGCUGCCCUUCUUCGGUUUGCCCGCCUCCUGCCGCUCCCGGCCUCGUCAGUUUCGAUUCAGAUCUGCGCACGGAGUACGACGAGGCGGGUUGGGCGAGAACAGGGGAGGUGCAGGUUUCAUCUGUGUACGAUCAUCGACCGAUCGACCGUCCACCGCACGAGACUCGGUACUGA
Molecule: messenger RNA, 348 nt
Organism: Histoplasma mississippiense
Lineage: Eukaryota; Fungi; Ascomycota; Eurotiomycetes; Onygenales; Ajellomycetaceae
Exons: 4
Coding region: 1-348 (115 amino acids)
Source: RefSeq, a predicted model, not a curated record